CGCGUCUUCACAAUUCUCCGCACAGUUUAGUGCGGCGGACCUAUUCCGGAAGCGUCUCCAGGCUGUUUAACUAACUGUCUAUGGCGGUGACCUGCUUGGUGUUUUCAGCAGUAAAAUGGGCUUGUAACUGGAGAGAAGAAGCAUGUUUACCUUAAAGGCUUUACAGAAAAACAAAACGGUCAAAUAUGGAAUUCCUAUGCUUUUGCUUGUAGUUGGAGGUUCGUUUGGCCUGCGAGAGUUUACACAGAUUCGCUAUGAUGCACAGAGGAUCAGAAAAAAGCUGGAUCCGUCACUGGAAGCCAAAGUAAAUGUCCAGAAGCAGUCAGCCAUGCUGGAGGAGGAGUAUGAGAAGUUGAAGGAGGUGAAUUUGGAGGAGUGGAGGAACAUCCGCGGUCCCCGUCCCUGGGAGGACUCCAGGGAGUACCAGGAGCAGCAGCGCGCCAGGCAGAAUAAAAAGGACUGAGGCCACACACACACACUGUAGCAGUGCGGACCAGACGGGAAUGAACCGAGGCUCCACAAAG
Molecule: messenger RNA, 524 nt
Organism: Etheostoma cragini (Arkansas darter)
Lineage: Eukaryota; Metazoa; Chordata; Actinopteri; Perciformes; Percidae
Product: cytochrome c oxidase assembly protein COX16 homolog, mitochondrial
Exons: 5
Coding region: 143-463 (106 amino acids)
Biological process (GO): mitochondrial respiratory chain complex IV assembly
Cellular component (GO): mitochondrial inner membrane
Source: RefSeq, a predicted model, not a curated record